Molecule: messenger RNA, 19435 nt
Organism: Oryctolagus cuniculus (rabbit)
Lineage: Eukaryota; Metazoa; Chordata; Mammalia; Lagomorpha; Leporidae
Source: RefSeq, a predicted model, not a curated record
GCUGAGUUCUUAAAGAACAGUAGGAUCCUUGCUGGUGAUGUAGAGACUCACGCAGAAAUGGUGCACAGUGCUUUCCAGGCGCAGCGGGCAUUCCUUCUCAUGGCCUCUCAGUACCAACAACCCCAGGAGCUCCUAGCCAAUGGCCUGGGAAAAGCAGUGGAAGAUGGACCAAGUCCUUGGGCUCCUGCCACCCACAUGGGAGGCCCAGAAGAAGCUCCUGGGUUCGGGCUGGCCCAGUCCUGGCCAUUGAGCAUUGAAGCCAUCUGAGGAGUGAACCAGCAGAUGGAAGACCUCUCUCUCUCCCUCUCUUUCUCUCUCUCUUCUUUAUUCUUUUUCUUCUUCUGUGUCUUUCUCUCUCUCUCUCUCUCUCUCUUCCUUCUUCUUUUUCUUCUGUGUCUUUCCAAUGAAUAAAUAAAUCUUUAAAAAUAAAUAAAUGAGGGGUAUAGUCCUGACUAAACUCCAAGAGUGACCGAUGCCCAUGCUGUGUGGAAACCCCAGUGGGCUGCCCCCUUAUGCUCCACUGUAGCUCUGCAGAACCUUCUACCACCAGCCAUUGACACACGUUUACCUGUGGCCCACUCAGGUGAAUACAGGGAAGCAUCGCCACCAAAGUCUAGAACUGUUGCUCAUUCCAGAGUUCAUAAAAUGGGUGGCUGCAGUGAGCCACAAGAGAAAUUGCAUUUAAGGAAAAUCAGCAACACUGUGAUACCGCUCAGUGCUGUCUCCUGGUGUCCUCAAAGUCUACCACUGUGUCUGAGUGGGCACUGAAUGGCUGAAUAUCCCAGGUCUGGCAUUACCCAGCGUCGCCUGCCAUCGCCGAGAGGGUUCAAUUUAAAACCUUCUGUAUAUGUCUUGGCUUGAGUGCUGGAAUUAACUCCUUGAAAUUUCUUGCCUUGCCCUUGACUGACUAGGGUUUUGUGCUCACUUCCUCACUUACCAAAGUUGGUUGAGAUUCUACUAUUUGCCAGAUUCUCGGCUGGGAAAAUAGUAGUGAACAAAACAGACUUGUGUCUAUUGCCGCCAUCUAUUUAGCCGUAUCUGGGGUGCUCCAGAGGGGUGUUACCGUCCUCCAAAGGGCAUUUUUGAAGCUUGUAAGAGUCCUUUUUGGUUGUAAGGUGUGGGAAGAUGCUCCUGUCAUUCAGUGGGUGGUGACGACAAAUAUCAGAAAUCCAGGAACACGCCCCCAGUACAUUAUCCCUCAUCCUGCUCGAAUUUCAGUGGCUUACCAGAUUUGAAUGUAGGUGGAAAAAUCUAUUUUUAAUCAUCUGAGCUUAGAACCUAAUCCCAUUCCAUAUUCCGUAUGCAUAUGCAUAGUAAUUUUGUACUGUUUUAAUAUACCCUAAGUUACCGUGGAUUGCAACUAUGGAGCAAAUUAAGGUAAGAUGUCGCUUUGUUUUUGAUCUGAAUUUUAUCCUGUGUUUGCCAUAUCAGAAAAUUCUGUCUCCAAAUAUCUUCCAGAGGCUCUUGCAUUGGAGUUGAUUGCACACUCACCUGGUAUCAGCCACACCUGGGGCUGUCUCAUUUCCCAUGAGUUUAUGUAUAGUUGCAAGUGAGACCCCUUCAUCUCUUCCUUGUGUAAUCGUGGCCAAGCAUUUUUGCACUGAAAUUGCUUUCUUUUUAUUUCAUCUAUUUUUUGAAAGAUUUUAUUUAUUUGGAAGGCAGAAUGACAGAAAGAGACAAACAGAGAGAUCUUCAAUCCAUUAGCUCAUUCCCCAAAUAGCCACAGCAGUCAGGGCUGGGCCAAGCUGAAGCCAGGAGCUCCAACCUCCAUCAAGGUCUCCCACAUGGAUGACAGAGGCCCAAGUACUUGGAUCAUCAUCUGCUGCCUUCCCAGGCACAUUAAUAGGGAACUGGAUCAAAAGUAGAGCAGCCAGGACUCAAAUCAGCUCUCUGAUAUGAAAUGCUUAUGUCUCAACCCGCAGCGUAACCCACUGUGCCACAAUGCCAGCCCCUUUCUUUAUUUUACAAUUAGGCAACAUAUUAUUUUUUAAAAUUUAUGUGUCUCUAGUGUAUAUUAUCUGUAAAUUUCUUUGAAGCUAGAAAAGAAAGGAUUAGAGGCUGGUGCUGUGGUGCAGUGGGUUAAAGCCCCAGCUGCAGUGCCGGCAUCCCAUAUGGGUGCAAGUUUGGGUCUCAGCCACUCCUCUUCCAACCCAGCUCUCUGCUAUGUCCUGGGAAAGCAGUAGAAGAUAGCUCAAGUCCUUGGGCCCCUGUACCUGCGUGGGAGACCCAGAAGAAGCUCCUGGCUCCUGGCUUCAGAUCAGCUCAGCUCUGGCCAUGUGGUCAUCUAGGGAGUGAACCAGCAGAUGGAAGACCUCUCUCUCUCUCUCUCUCUGUGUGUGUGUGUGUGUGUUUUGUGUGUAACUCUGUCUUUCAAAUAAAUAAACGAAAUCUUGAAUAAAAAGAAAGAAAAGAAAGAAUUGUAGAAUACUUGGGAGUUUACAAAAAAUUUGGCCAGUUGUAACAGAGUUGGAUGCUCCUGCCACAGAGACAGGACUCUGCAGAGGGCUGCCUAUGAGUUUUAAGCUGUCGCCUCAGGAUUCCCCAUGGGUCCAGUCAGAACAAACAGCAUCACAGCACUGGAACUGGGUCCUGGAGACCUCCUGUUAGGCCAGGCACUAGCCUUUGGUUGCUGGACUGUGGGGACCUUUAGGGAAUCUGGAAGAGAGACUGAGGCAGCCAGAGCAGCAGGAGAUGCCCAAAGGGUCUGACAGGUGGCCAUUUACCAGGGUCUGAACAACUGGUCCACUGCCCUGCUGCCCUCAGCUGAGUGCCAGCCCUAAGCGCAGCCCUUCUGCCCACACAUCUGUUUGCCGGCUAAGUGCACGCUCCCUGCUGCACUCCCAGCCACACUGGGUAUUUCCAGAGAAGCCUGAAAACCCCCUUCCAGCCUUCUUAGUGUCACGGCUUCUGGGUCCACCUUAUCUAGUAUAUUCCAGGGACAUGGAGGUCCUUCUGACUGCAUCUCACAGGCACUAUGCUCUUCAUUCUUUUAUCAACAACGGUGUUUAACCGAAAAUCACCCCGUUUUGUCCAGUUGGCAAUGACAUGGCUUUUCGUCGGUAUCUGAGGUUAGUAAAAUUGCUUGAACAUUGGCAGUCAUGAUGGCAGCUCAGACCUCCACUGUGUGUCAGCCAGGGUACACACUGUUCCUGAUGUAGUCAUCACCAGAACCUUUUGGAUGAAUGUUGCUGACUUCUUAGGAAGAUGCUGGGGCUCAGACCAUUGUGAAAGUGAAGGUAGGACCAGAAGUGUCCUACUCCAAAGUCAGAGCUGUUUUCAGAUCCUAAGAACGUAAGCUUUGGGAACCAGGCUUAUCUAAGAUCAAGUCCAGGUUCUAGCCAGAUGCUCUUGGGCAAGCUACUAACUAUGUCUCAGCCUUGUUCCUUCGUUCGUAAAACAGGGGUAAUAGUGCCGAUCUUGCCAACCUUUCCAGGUUUUGCAAUAUUUAAAUAAUACGUAGACUCCAAAGUUCAGUGCAUGAUUUAUAGUAGGCAAGCAGUAAAUGUUCACUGCCUUUCUAUUCCUGCCCCCACUGCCAAAAUGAUCUUCAGAUGACCUUUACCCCAAGGGACACCUGCAGAUACUUUUUUUGUGGAUUUCCUGAUGGUGAGGAUCAUGUCGGUCCCAGUGGCUGCUCAGCCCGGUUGCGUUUUGUCACAGCCUGUCCCUGUGUUUAUUCUGGAAGAAGCAGCAUUUAUUGUGCCAGAGGGAAGGACAAGGUUUGACUCCAUUGGCUCUUUUCCUUCGCAGGAAUUAGAUUUUUUUUUAUUACAGCAGUAAUGUGUAACGCUGGAGAGGUCCAUAUUACAAGUUCAGAGAAGUCUUCUAAAACCAGUGAUGGGAAGUAGUUACAUAUUUUCCCUCCUUCCUUGUGAUGCUAGCCAGUAGUAGGGUGCAUGGAUUGGUGCUUCAAUUUUGUAAUCUGGUGUCACACACAUACAAAAAAAGUCCAGAAGCUGAGUCUAGCUCAUAAAGCCAGCUCUGUAGAGUAGCAAGUGAGAAGGGGUCAGAGCUGAAAAAAAGACCCAAAAGAGAAAAGCCAGGUGAGGGCCACACCAAAGGGGUCAAGUGGAUCCUUGUGGGUUUCGUGCGAUGCUAAGCAGCUGCCAGCUUAUUAUCCACUAGGUGCCAAGGCCAAGAACAGCUGGAACUGAGAGUGAUGGUUGGCCCCUGAGUAACUGAAGUCAUGUGAGCCAGAGGAGGGAAGGCAGCUUCUCCCUACUUCUGUUUCCUGCUUGCCCUUCACCCAUGAUCCACAUUCCGGUGUGAUCCGCUGCUGCGCGUGACAGCCUGGCCAGGUCCAACAGCAUCAACCAGGCAGCCAUCAAAUACCGUGCCUGGCAGAUACUCUCGCCCACGCCCUUUUACAUGAAGAAAAACUCCCCGGCCUCUCUGGCCACUUUGUUCUUCAUGCUAGGAUAUUUCAUAUGCCUGUUGUUUCUUGUCUGUUUGUUGAUGGCUUUUAAACCCUUGGGGGAGGUCUUUUCUGUUCUCACUAAUAUAUUCCAAGUUCUUACAGUGAAAUCUGGCAUGAAAGGUGCCUAAUAAAUAUUUUAAUGGGGGAAAAAAAGGAACAACGACGUAUGAUAAGGUCAGCAUCAGUGGGCAGCAGGCAGGAAAGAAGAUUAUGAAGAAAAACAGAGGCAGAGAACAUAGAAGACAUUAUCUGAUUCUUUCGUUCCUUAUGAAUGAAAAAUGUUUGUAUGGAAACAAGAGAAGCCACUUCCAUCUUGAGAUUUCUGCUACGCAGGCUGCAUCCAGUUUCCCAGGGGCUUCAUUUUCAGGUUUCCCUUCCACAUUGGUGUGUGCAUUUAUUCAUUUGUCCAUUAUUCGCCUUACUGUGUUUAGGAUUAAAAUGCGAACCAGACUGCCACCAGUAUCCACUUGUACAACGAGAUUGGGUCUAACCAAGCCAACUGUCUUCAAUAGCAUGCUGCUGUCCAUUACCUCAGUGAAUCAAAAUCCGGUUCAGAUGAAGCCAAGUCCAAAAGCUUGCUGUCUUUAUGGGUCAGCUAGUUUCAGGAUCUAAUGAGUCAUUGACCUGGGAAAUGAGCAAAAAUAAUUGUAUCACCAACCACAGACUGUAGCCAUAAUCCGAGAUAGCCAGCUCACAAACCAUUGCUGCUGGCCAGAGUGCAUGACUCUGCCUAAACCAUGGCCGGAGCAAAACAGCACAGAGCUGACAGCACUGGCUGACGUUUGGCCUAAAGCACCGGCGGUGUAUAUGAGAACAGAGCAUUGCUGCUUCCACUUUGUGUUGAUCUGGAUUGGAACUGAGUCAUGCGGAACCCAGCGACCAAUUGCGUAUUUAUGCAUUGCAUGGGACUAAAUUGGAACCGGAUUGUACUGAGCACAGGGACACAGAGCACGUUGAUGUGGAGUACUGAGCUGCUGUGAGAAGACACUGACCAGCAGAGACAAACUGAAGAGGGGAGACAGGAAAGGGGCUGAACUGGAGGAGGGGGACAUUAAGGACAAGACAGCUGCACUGCAGGUGAUAUCAGCGAGGGCUGUGUCCUGGGAAAGCCUGGUCGAGGAGCAUCUACAUAAUAUGUCUAAAUCUGAACUCCGGCUCUUUCUGCUCAGUCUGCCCCUUCUGCCUUGUCCCUUUCUCAGUGGAUGGUAAAGUGACUCCAGCCUUCUGGUCACCCAGGUCAGAAAUGAAGGCAUCGUUCCCAAUUCCUCAUUUUUUUUUUUUUUUUGACAGACACAGUGGACAGUGAGAGAGAGACAGAGAGAAAGGUCUUCCUUUGCCGUUGGUUCACCCUCCAAUGGCCGCUGCGGCCGGUGUACCGCGCUGAUCUGAAGCCAGGAGCCAGAUACUUCUCCUGGUCUCCCGUGGGGUAUAGGGUCCAAGGACUUGGGCCAUCCUCCACUGCACUCCCUGGCCACAGCAGAGAGCUAGACAGGAAGAGGGGCAACUGGGACAGAAUCCAGCGCCCCAACCUGGACUAGAACCCGGUGUGCCGGCGCUGCAAGGCGGAGGAUUAGCCUAUUGAGCCACAGUGCCAGCCCCUCAUUUGCUCUUAAGUCGCACAACCGAUCUGCAGUCCACCUCUUGCUGCAGUCCCCACUGAAGUCACUCUAGCGCCAGCUACCUCCAUCUAUCCUCUCUGAAUUAUUGCAGUCGUCUCAAAAAGGAUCUCCUCGCUUCUGCCCUGAUGCCCCAGUGGUCUCCUCUGAGUGCAGCAGCCAGGGUUAGCCUUAGAAAAGACACACCAUGCAUUUCUCUGCUCAGAACCAGGCCAAGGUCCUGUCAGCAGCCUAGCGAUCUGUGCCCCUACACUCCCAUUUCCAACACAGCCUCCAGCCCCGCCACUUCCCCUCACUCUCUGCAUUGCAGGUCUACCAUCUGUUUGCUGUGCCAUGAACCCUGAACACCCGCUCCAACCUUGGGAUCUUUGCAGGGGCUAUUUCUUCUGUCAGAAUUCUCUUACCCAGAUGUCCACGUGGCUAACGUCACAUCCAGCUAUGUCGCUUCCUCAGUGAGACCUGUUUGAAAUUGAAUCCACCAUUUCUGUUUCCAGCCACCCUCAUGCAGCUGUAGAUUUCCCCCAAGGCUUUUUUUAAAGAUUUUAUUUAAAAUUGAGUAGGAUAAACUUAUUUUUCAUCUUGAAGCAGAUCCUGAAACUUGUGUGCUAUACCAUGGAAAGAUGAAGGGAUUCUGUGGCAGCAGUGAUAUGCCACUUCUUGAAAGGCAGCUGAUUGGAUGCUCAUGGGAUAGAAGAGUAAAUAUCUCCGAAAUAUCAACACAUUUCUGCAAACCAAAAAAAAAAAAAAAGAUUUUAUUUAUUCAUUUGAGAGGCAGAGUUACAGACAGACAGAAAGGUCUUCAUUCCCCAAAUGGCUGCAACAGCUGGAGUUGAGCAGAUCCAAAGCCAGGAGCCAGGAGCUUCUUCAGGGUCUCCCAACGCAGGUGCAGGAGCCCAAGCAAUUGGGCCAUCUUCCACUGCUUUCCCAGGCCGUAGCAGAGAGCUGGAUCAGAAGAAGAGCAGCCGGGACCAGAACUGAUGCCCAUAUGGGAUGCCGGCACUGCAGGCAGAGACUUAACCUGCUGUGUGCCACAGCAUCGCUCCCCCUCCAUGACUUUGACACCUAACGUGCUACGUGGCGUAGUUAUUUGUUUUGGUUACUGCUCUUUCGCUGUCUCCUGCUUUGACAGUUUGUUCUAUGUGUCAACUUGACUGGGCCAGGGCUGGUGCUGUGGUGACUGGAAUCCCAUACUGGAAUUGGAGUUGGAGUCCCUGCUGCUCCACUUCCAAUCCAGCUUACUACUAAUGCAUCUGAGAAGGCAGCAGGUGGUGGCCCCAGUGGUUGGGCCCUGCCAUCCAUAUAGUAAACCAGGAUGCAAUUCGUGGCCCUUGGCUUCAGCCUGGCCCAGACUGAUUGUUGUGGGCAUUUGGGGAGUGACCCAGCAGGUCAAAGAUCUCUCUCUCUCUCUCUCUCUCUCUGUCAUUCUGUCUUUCAAAUAAAUCUUUUAAAAAUUUUUUGACUGGGCCACAAAGUGUCUUUGGUCAAAUAUUGUUCGGGGUGUUUCUGUGAAGGCAUUUUUGGGUGAGGUUAACAUUUCAAUGAGCAGAUUUAGUCAAGCACAUUGUCUUCUCCCAUGUAGGGGCCUCCUCCAGUCUUUUCAAGGCAGAGUUACGCAGGUUUCCUCAGUGGUGGGCAUUUGGCAGGGUGGUUAAAAUGCUGCUUGGGCUUUCCGGAGGUGACGAACAACCUGCUCACAUGAAUGUGCCUCUCAAAAAGGAUCUCCUCCGUCCCUCUCCGGAAGGGAAGAGGGAACACAAGAAGAAGCACCUGGUGCAGAGCCCCAGUUCCUAUUUCAUGGAUCUGAGGUGCCCAGGAUGCGCUCAGAUCACGGCUUUCAGCCAUGCACAAAUGGUAGGUUUGUGUGGUGGCUGCUCCACUGUCAUCCACCAACCCAGGGGAGGAAAAGCCAGGCUUUCAGAAGGAUGUCCCUUCAGAAGGAAGCAGCACUCAGAGCACCCUGAGUCAAGAUUCCUGGGAAAUCUUCCCAAUAAACACAUUUUGGAUGACGGAAAAGAAUGCUGCUUGGGUUGCUUGCAUCCUAUAUCAGGAUUUGAGUCCUGCUUCUGCUUUUGAACCAACUGCCUGCCAGUGCCCACCCUCGGAGGCAGCAGAUCAUGACUCAAGUAGCUGGGUUCCUGCCACCCAUAUGGGAGACUCAUUGGGAGCUCUGGGCUCCUUGCUUCAGCCUGGCUUAACCCUGGCUCUUGCGGGCAUUUGGGGAGUAAAUUAGUGGAUAGAGUUUCUCUGUCUGUCUCUGUCUUUGUCUCUCUGUCUUUCAAAUAAAAAUAGUUUUUAAAAAUUUAAAACAUAGAUUUCUUUAGUACCUAAGUUCAUAUGAGGAGUCUUUUAAAAGUUAGUGGAGGGGCCAGCGCUGUGACGUAGUGGGUAAAGCCACUGCUUGCAGUGCCGGCAUCCCAUGUGGGCACCGGUUCGGGUCCUGGCUGCUCCACUUCCUAUCCAGCUCUCUGCUGUGGCCUGGGAAAGCAGUGGAGGAUGGCCUGAGUUCUUGGGACCCUGAGGAAGCUCUUGACUCCUGGUUUCAGAUCACAGCCAGUUGGGGAGUGAGCCAGUGGAUGGAGGACCUCUCUCUCUCUCUGCCUCUCCUUCUCUCUCUCUUUGUAACUCUGACUCUCAAAUAAAUUAAUUAAUUAAAAAGAAAAAUAAAAAGUAUAUUAUGAAAAAAAACUAUGCAUCAGUUUUUAAAAAAAGAAAGCUAGUGGAAAUUGAAAAGAUAUUUAGGGAGCAGGUGUUUAGCCUACCAGUGAAGAUGCCUACAUCCCACAUUGGAAGUCCUGGGUUCAGUGUCUCACUUCAGCUCCUGACUCCAGCUUCCUGCUAAUACACACUCUGAGAAGCAGCAGAUGAUGUUUCAAAUACUUGCAUCCCUGUCCCAUGCAUGGGAGACCUUAACUGAAUCCCCAGCUUCCAGCUUCGACCUGACCCAGCCCUGGCUGUUGAAGACAUUGGGAGAGUGAGCCACACUCUCUCUCUCUAAUAAAUGGAUUAUUUUUUAAAAGUUUAUUUUGGGCCGGCGCCACGGUUCAAUAGGCUAAUCCUCCACCUAGCGGUGCCGGCACACCGGGUUCUAGUCCCGAUUGAGGCGCCGGAUUCUGUCCCGGUUGCCCCUCUUCCAGGCCAGCUCUCUGCUGUGGCCAGGGAGUGCAGUGGAGGAUGGCCCAAGUGCUUGGGCCCUGCACCCCAUGGGAGACCAGGAGAAGCACCUGGCUCCUGGCUUCGGAUCAGCACGGUGCGCCGGCCGCAGCGCGCCAGCCGUGGCAGCCAUUGGAGGGUGAACCAAUGGUAAAGGAAGACCUUUCUCUCUCUCUCUCUCUCACUAUCCACUCUGCCUGUCAAAAAAAAAGUUUAUUUUGGUGCAAAAGAAAUUUUGAAAUCCAUGCAUAGCUUUUUUCAAGGAGGCAUUUUCCAUAAGCUUCUUGAAGAUCUCUCAUAUCCAAGAAGAAUUAUGAGUCCCCAAAGGGAGAUGCAUGUGCAACAUCCUCCCCCUCAACCUCUGUUAGCCAGGAGGAGGCAUCGCUGGUGUGGAGCUGCUCACCGCACGGUGGCAGGUGCUGAGUUGGGUGCACCACUCUGGAGAAGAGCAAACAGUGGCACCUUUUGAAGAUUGUGCUAGCCUUAAAAGAGAAAGCACAUUGCCAAUGACAAGUCAUUGGAGCUAAGUACCCAGUAAUUACUGUGAUUCCAGGCAGUAAUGGUUUCUCUACCUUGUGGAUGUCUGAAGACUCAGGGGUAAAUGUUGAAAUUCUAUGUAUCUCCUAAGUUUGAGAUUGAAGCUAAAGAUUUCUCAGCUUAACUAAAUGAAUCUCAGAGAACAGAUCUGGCCAUCCUUCCAUCAGGAGUUCACUGAUUCAGGGGAAAGACAACGACUUGGCACGUGCUGUUGACUUGGGGUGGGAUUUUUCAGAUGAAAGUUUUAACUUAAACAGGUUUAUCGUGAGAAAGUAGACACAACUGAUGAAAACCAGUCCACAUGGUGUCUGGCGUGUGGUCAGUGCUCACCCACCAUUGGUAGAAAAAUAGAUGGAGUUUAGAAAACUUUUUUUUUCAUUUCAAAGAACUGAUUUUUGAUCUGUGUAUUUAGUCUUAGAUUUUAUAAAGCUGGUGAAUUUAAAUGAUUUGGACAGUUCUCUCCAGUUUAUAACCCUGGGAAUUAUUAGUGAAGUUGCUGUAGGUUUGACUAAAGCACAGUAAGAUCCACUGCUCUUCACUUUUAAUGUGCAGAGUCUCAUAAAGUAAAAUUAUAGAUGAUUAUAAAAUUCAUCACUGUCAGAAGCCAGAUGGUACCUCCCAGAUAGGGUAAGAGUUAAUGUCUUCUCAGCUGAGCCAAUAAAAUAAACGGAAACAAUAACAAAAUGCUCGAUGAGGGUCUUCUCAUUUCUUAUUCCUGUUGUGGAUAACCAAGUUCAGCUUUGAUUUUCAACAUAAUUUUCCCCCCAAAUUUCUGAUUUCUCUCUGUAGUCAUUUUGUAUGCCUCUAUCUGUCAUUGUCGCUUAUUGAGCCAUUACUUCCUUCUUUGUAUCUCAAAUAGACCAGCUCAUCCUAUGCCCCUGCCAUGAACCCAGAAUUUUACAGGAACCCAUUUAUAAAGAGAGUUAUAGUAGAGCUUUGUGUGUAUCCUAUAUUCACUUGUCAGCCUUCUCACCACUGCAUGAAUAGAAAAGAUAUUUUCUCUGGGCUCUUCUUUGUACCAUCGGUGAAAGCAUCUAUCAGAACAACUGUAGUGAAAGCUACAAAUCUUAGCCUGAAGGGUCAGUUUAUGUUAAGGAAUUUUUGUUUGUUUGUUUUUUAUUUUAUUUUUUUCUAUCAUCUUCCAACCCCUGUUCUUGCACCAAGAUUCAGGAUACAAGAUAUUCUAGGGACACAAAUUGUUGUGGGUCAUUGCAUUAAAUGUUUAGAUUUCCAUUGAACUUGACUUUAAAAAAAAUUGAAAGCAAAGAGUUACACAGAGAGAGAGAGAGAGAGAGAGCUUCCAUUAGCUUCCAUUAGCUGGUUCACUCCCCAGAGGACAACAAUGGCCAGGAUUGGACCAGGCCAAAGCCAGGAACCAGGAACUUCUUCCGGGUCUUCCACAUGGGUAUGGCAGCCCAAGCACUUGGACCAUCUUCUGAUGCUUUUCCCCAGACCUUUAGCAGAGAACCAGAUAAGAAGUGGAGCAGCCAGUACUCAAACCAGCACCCAUAUGGUAUGCUGGCAUUGCAGAUGGCAGCUUUAUCUGCUAUGCCACAAUGCCGGCCCUUGAACUUGACUUUUUUAUAUCACAUACCUACCCUCCUGAAAAGUGUCAGGCAUUAAGAGAUUAGAGAAGACUGUAGCCCACAUGUCAUGUCAGCAGAACCAUGUUCUUGUUUGGAUAAAGAAAUGGUUGGUUUUAGAGUAAGCCCUUCCCCAAAUAGCGCACUACCAAAUCUAGAACUGAUGAGAGGUAGAGUUCACACCUGUGAACAGUGGCAAAGACCAAAAUAGCGAGUAAGAACUGACUGAGAAAUGUCUGUUGCUCAUUGGUUCAGUGGCCCCAAAAUCCCACAUAAACCCUUACAACUUAAUGACUGUUACCUGCAGAGGAAGGCAUGACUUCAGAAAUGACUCUCAAACUUUUGUAGAAAAGAUUUUCCAUUAAAAACUUCCAGUUUCCCACAGCAAGUGCACUGCUCUACGUUUAUGAGAAAAAUAGAACGAUUGGACUUCACACAUCAGUGCCACCCUGAGGUCUUACCUGCAUCAUCCCAUGUCCCAGACUGCAGGCUGUGGCGUGCCCAGUGGCAGAGGAGGAGCUUCAUAGUUUAGACCCUGAGCCUCCACACACUACUAAAUUCUAUUUCAUAUACAUGGGAGCCCAUUCGUAUUCUCUAUACUUUCCGUAUGUCUCAAAUCAUUUAAGAACAAAAACUAUUACUGAAAAAAAAUUGUGCUGAUGAGAAUCAUGGGUUGUUGAAAGAUUCGAGUUAAAAAUUUCAGUAGGAUUUUAUGCAUGUGAAAAGCUUCUCUUUGGGCUGGCAGGACGAUGCAGCUCUCUAAAGCACUGAAUUCCCUAAGAAGACCAAGUCACCAUAUUUUGCUCUAGACUGGGGUGGAGAAUGUCCCCCAGGCUGCAGACCGUAUAAGACCUGUAGAAUCAUUUGGUCUGGCCCUGCGAAGGCACCUGCAGGCAGGUCUUGAAAUUCAAUAAAUCUAUAACAGGCUAAUUUUUAAGUUGAUCAUUUUGUGUGGCCUGCAAAUGAUGUUAUAAAUAUCCAAAUAGCCCUUGGCAGAAACAAGGUUCCCCACCCCUGCUGUAAAUGGAUGAUUUUUAAGGAAUAUAAUCAGAAGCAUUUCAGAUCCUUGAGUGCAUUUUUAAGAGCUUAGCAACCCUAAAAUGAGGCAUAUAUGUGAACUGUAAAAUCUUAUGAACAUAUAAAAAUAUCUUCUGGGAACAUAAAAAAUAUUUGGCCUAGCAGAUAAAACACCAGUUAAACAGCCUGUAUCCGAUGCUGGGAGUGCCUGUGUUCAAUAUCUAGCCCUGCUUCUGUUAUUUUAUUUGUUUAUUUAUUUGUCUGUUUAUUUUUAUUUGAAAGGUAGAGUUACAGAGAGAGAGAGAGAGAAAGGUCUUCCAUCUGCUGGUUCACUCCCCAAAUGCCUGUGAUGGCCAGAGCUGAGCCAUUCUGAAGCCAGGAGCCAAGAGCUUCUUCCUGAUCUCCCACGGGGGUGCAGGGGCCCAAGCACUUGAGCCAUCUUCCACUGCUUUCCCAGUCCAUAAGCAGAGGGCUGAAUCUGAAGAGGAGCAGCCGAGACAUGAACCAGCACCCAUAUGAGGUGCCUGUGCUGCAGGCGGAAGCUUAGCCUACUAUGCCAUAGCCCCAGCCCCUAGCCCUAGUUCUUGACUCCAGCUUCCUGGCUCAAGUAAUUUGGUCCUUGCCAGCCAUGUGAGACCUCUGCUGAGUUCCUUUUCCUCCCAGCAUCAGCCACAGUCAAGAUCAAUGUGGGCAUUUGUAGAGUGAAUCAGUGGAUGAAAGUAUGUUUGUCUCUCUGCCUCUCAAAUAAAUAAAAGCUAAAGGGAAAAAGAGCUCAUGGGAAAAUUGAAUUAAAAUAUAAGUUUAUUUAAAAAAAAUAUGUUCCAAGGAAUAUGUCAUUAUGCAAUGCAAUGUCAGCAUCAUGGCCUCAUGUACAUUGGUGAUACUUGGUGGAUUUUGUUUAUUUAGAUUGACUUCUAUGACAGUUUUGCAAGCACUUUCAAUUCUCAAGUUGUCUAAAAUGCACAAGCAUUUUUGAAAAUGUUUCCAUGAGGCGUAUUCUGAAAUCUCCUAAAUGUUCCUGGACAGUAAAAAUGUUUUACAUAAAAAGAACAUAAAGGGGAAAUCUCAGUGGUUGCCCAAAGCAGAAGUAACACAGUUUUACAUUUCUGAGGUUUAAAAGCUUGCUUCUGACUUUAAAAAUGGUGAAAACAAUUGCUUCAAUUAGUAAAAGGCACCCCAAUGUUAUAGUUUCAGAUGUAAAUGCUAUUCCUGACUUGAAUGAUCUUUGCUUGAGAAAACUUGGUUCUUCUUUGUUUGAAUAAUUUAUUCUGGCAAGCUUUGAAUGUGUUUUCCUGAAGUCACUCCCUGAUUGGAAGAAUGAGGUUAAUAUUUUCUGAUAUAUGCAAAUUCAAUAGUACCUAUAUUAUAUUUUUUCUACUUGUGAAGAUUUCUUUUUAUUUAUUUGAAAGGCAGAGUCACAGAGAAAGAUCUCCCGUCUGCUGGUUCACUCCCCAAACAGCCACAAUGGCCAAGGGUAGGCAAGGCUGUAACCGAGAGCCAGGAGUUUCAUCCAGGUUUCCCACAUGGGUGGCAGGGGUCCAGGAAUUUGGGCCAUCUUCUGUUGCUUUCUCAGGCACAUUAACAGGGAACUGGAGCAGAAGUGGAGCAGCCAGGACUUGAACUGGCACCCAUAUGAAAUGCUGGCUUUGCAGGCAGUGGCUUAACCCUCUGUGCCACAUCAGCCCCCAAUUUUUUUCUGCCUUUGAAGAUGCAUGGUGGUUAGUAGGUUUUGAAAUUUGUCCUGGGGCCGGUGCUGUGGCAUAACAGGUAAGGCCGCUGCCUGCCAUGUCAGCAUCCCAUAUGGGUGCCAGUUUGAGUCCCAGCUGCUCCACUUCCAAUCCAGCUCUGCUAUGGCGUGGGAAAGCAGUGGAAGGUGGCUCAAGUGCUUGGGCCCCUGCACCCAUGUGGAAGACUCGGAAGAAGCUCCUGGCUCCUGGCUCCUGGCUUCAGAUUGGCUCAGCUCUGCCCAUUGCGGCCAAUUAGGGAAUGAACUAGCGGAUGGAAGACCUCUCUCUCUCUUUCCCCACCUCGCCUUCUUUCUGUAACUCUGACCUUCAAAAUAAAUAAAUAAAUCUUUAAAAAAUAAAAUAAAGUGAAACUUGUCCUCUGAUUACAAAGGAAAAGUGUGUACAUGCCAGAAUUUAGAAUAUGUAGAGAAGCCAAUAGAAUUGAAUAAAAAUUCUCUGUUAAUUCUUUAAUACAUGUCUCUCUGUGUGUUUGCUAGCUGUAUGCUCACACACACACACACACACACGUACACACAAGCAAAUCCAAAGGGAGUCAACUGGUAAAACAUUGUACAAAAGCAUACAUAAACCGGGGUAAUAAUGAUAAAUAUUUUGUAAUAUGAUUUUCUAAGAAUAUCACUUGAUAUGAUCUUUCUUAGAAUUUUAAAUGUGGGGAAGAUCCAAACAUUAAGAAGUUCAAGUUUUACUUUCAUGCUUGAAUUGUAAUGGUAAUGCAUUUGUAGUGUAAAAUUUGCCUUUGAAACCUUCUUCCUAAAAUGAUAGAAUUCUCACAGUACUUGCCAGAAAUAUACAAAUGGGAUUUUAUUUGUGCACUUGCUUGUUUUAAUUGAACUGCUUGAAUUUGGCUCUUAGAAUCAUUCUUUAUGGUUUGAAAAGCCACAAUUUAAAGAUAUUGUUAUUUUUAGAGAUAUCUGUAGUAAUUAUAGCUAAAGAGAAAAAAUGGACACCAGUAUCUACCUAUACUUGUGUUUUCCCAUCUGUGCUUUCCAAUGCUUCCCAAAAAAUGUAUAAUAAAGUUAUAAUAAGAAAAAUAGAUUAUUCAAAAAGAAAUAACAAUGAUGGACCAUUUCCCACCUGAUGGAGAACCUCAUGAGCACUCUGGAUUCCAGAAAUAACAGUCUUUUUUGGUUUUACUCAAUGACACAUCUUUGAGGUCAAACUCUCAGAGUUUGUUCCAUCUCUUACAAAACAGCAUGAGUGGGAAUUUGGUUUUCCUUUUAGGGUAAAGUUUCUACAAAGGUUGCUGAUAAAACUCUUUCAUUUUACUUUCUGCAAAACAAUUCAGUUACUUCUGGAGUGAAACUGAGAUGAAGCUGAUAAUGGGGCUCAAUUCUUCAACUUUAAAGCAGAAGCUAAGGUCAUAAAGACAUGGAGUCCUAAAAUACUCUCCAAAGCUCAGCACUGCAGCUCAGAGCUCUUGGACGCAUUUGCUGAGAACUUGCAGUUGGCUCAUGUGUCACCUCCACUUGGGCCAUUUUUGCAUCCUUUAAAAGGCACAGAAUCUUAGGGAGGGGCUCAUCCUUGCACGAACCUUGAACACUUCUUGUCUUUCAGAAUAAAAGAAACCUGAGGGAAGAGUUGUGAAACUAAGAAUAAUAGUGAUCUUGUUGACAUGUAUGUGAACUUGGGCAAUUUAAAGUCCUUCCAAAGCACACUGUGUUCACUCCACUGGGGGAGAAAGGUGGUCUCCUUCAGUGGAAGAUCCUUGUCUACAUUUAAUCGACAUCCAUGCAACUCAGCCUAAUACAUGAUUUAUUGCUAAACAGGCAGAAGUACCUCUAACCAACAGCCUGCCCAUUUGUCCACUUUAACAUCCCACACACUGAGCCUUGGCUGAUAUCACAGGAUCCACUCUGCUGUCCUCUCUGAGUUUGGGUUCCAGCUGUGAAGGUUCAGGAUGAACCAGGGAAGAUAAGCCUGCUUUAAAGUACAGGAGAAAUCUAUUGGCACAGAAUAGAAGUUGUGUUCUUUAUUGGCGUUGUGCAAACAGCUGUCGUACUCGGUUCUCCCAGCAUUGCUUUCUUUUCUUAAAAUGAUGACAGUUCUCAUGCAAUUGCCAAACUAAGGCAAAAGGAAACUUUCUCAAUCUUUAUGAUGCUUUCAUCAGAUAACCAAUAUAAAAUAUCUUCCAGAAUACUCUGUCUCUUCAGACUUUAGAGUUUGUUCUUGGGAAGUUAGAGAUGAACCAAGAUGGCCUUAAUAAAUCUCCCUAGCAUUGUAAAUACUUAGUUUCUGCUUCUUGUUCCCUCGAAGCAGUUGGCCAAGUGGCACCAACAAUUUCAAUAUUUUGGUCUUUCUCAACUAUGCCAUUGCAUGGAGAAUAUUAUAGCUCAGUAAAUUGUUGGAGAAAGUUAGGAUGGGAAAAUGUAUGCCAGACCUUUAAUCAGGUGUUGAAUUGGGACUGAAAAGAGGGAGAUAUUUGCUCUCUAUAGAGUGAAAUUUUAGGGAGAGCAUUUAAAAAUGACUUUUGGCAGUCAUUAAAGAGCAGAAAUUGGAUAGCAUUGUUUGGGGGUGGGAGUCGUUAGAAGAUUUUUUUUUUUUGAUUGGUUUAUUGUUGAGGGUUUUGGGAGGGCAAAGAGUUUGGGGAAUUUUUUUUUUCUGUUUUAUUUUUGUUUUGCUUUUCCUGAAAUGCUCUUAGACCCUUUAAUCGUUUGCUAGAGCUGCCAUAACAAAGUGCCACAGAAGUGUAAGAUCAAGGUGCCAGCAAGGUUGAUAUCGUCUGAGGCCUCACUCCUUGGCUAGGUGAGGCGUCUGCCUGUGUCCUUACAUCAUCCUCCCGCUGUGUGUUACCCAUGUCCAAAUGUCCUCUUUUUAUAAAGACACCAGUCACGUUGGAUUAAUAACAUAAUCCAAUAGUCACUGGAUUGGAUAAUCAUUGGAUUAAAGUUCAUGAUAAUGACCUCCUUUUAACUUCACUAGUUUAAAAAAAAAAAAAAACAAUCUCCAAAUAUGGCAACAUUGAGGUCCUGGGAGCUGGGGCUUAAGUGUGUGAACCAGGGAGGACACGACACAGACCAUAACAACCCUGAUUCCUGGUCUUCAUGCCAAAUCGGUAAGACCUUUGCUUUGUAAUGACCAGAAGGGAAGGAGAGAAGGCAGGGAGGUUUUGUGGAUUUUUACGAGAACCAGCUAGCUUCUGCAGCAGAUCUUUGGUUUCCCUUCCUUCGAUAUGGAAGGAUCUAGAAGUCCACUGAGAACUUUGAGAACACUUUGCUUUCCUUCCCUAUCUGUUUUUGUUUCCUGCAAUUAAAAACAGGUCCUCUGUCCAUUUGCAAAUCUCAGGAAACUGCUCUCCCUUGUUCACAUGUGUGACAGGAGAGAGCUCAGUCGAAUGGCCAAUCUGACUUUUUGAGUGGCAGCAUCUCGCAGCUCACUGGCCAUGUGUUGAAUGCCCACCAUGCUCUGCACCUCUUGCCACAUGCAGACACGUCUUCUCAUUUGCUCCUCAUAACAUCCCUGUGGAGUACCCUAUGAACCUUGUUUUGCAAGUUAGAUCAUGGAAUCUUGGGCAACUUUGGUGAUUUGGUUCAAGUGAUUUGUGUAAGCCUAGUUCACUAUGGAGAAAGGAUUGAAUCCAAGCAGUCUCAUUCUAGAACCUGAGCUCUUACUGUCUCCACCAUGAAUUUCCCUAAUCUUGUUGGUAGAGAAGAAAACUGUGUGUGGAAAGGCGACCACAUUGUUCUCAGUGCUCAAUACAGAGAAUUGUCUCAAGGCUCCCCAGAAGAGCUAGGUUCCAGCUGCAGAUUUGCCAACUCUUGUAAGCUGAUCUGGUCUCAGCAAAUUAUCUUCUGGAGCUUAUAUCCCUGUAUGUAGAAUGAGAGAAUUGGAUUAUUUCCAUGGUUCUCAAACAUGUGGACUGAAAGUCACAAAAAGAAACAAUUUUUUUGCAGCCCACUACACACACAUACACUGCAUAACUGGAACAAGUGCUUCCUGAGAUGCUCAUCCUUAUUAUAUGUGAAUGUCCUCUGAUAUUUUCUUUUUUGCCAGAAAACUUUAAUUUAAGGUAUACAAACUUCAUGCAUUUCAUAAAUACAAGGUUAGGAACACUGACCACUGUACCCACCCUCUCACCCUUCUUACUCCUCCCUCUCCUAUUCCUAUUAUUUUUUACUAAGACCUAUUGUCAGUUAAUUUUAUACAUAAAAGAUUAACUCUGUAGUAAGUAAAGAGUUCAACAAAUACUAUGGAAAAAAAAUAUUUUCCUUAACAGUCGAGUCAAGGUCUGUUCAAAGUCAUCGCAUCUCAGUAUGUCAAUUUCACUUCUAUAGAUUUCCUUUGAAGCAUUCUAUUAGUUAUCACAGAUCAGGGAGAACAUAUGGUAUUUGUCCUUUUGGGACUAGCUUAUUUCACUAAAUAUGAUGUUUUCCAUUUUCAUCCAUUUUGUCGAAAACAACAGGAUUGCUUUUAUUUUUUUACCACUGUGUAGUAUUCCAUGGUAUACAUAUCCUAUAAUUGUGUUAUCAAGUCUUCAAUUGAUUGAAAUUUGGGUUGAUUCCACAUCUUAGCCAUUGUGAAUUGAGCUGUAAUAAACAUGGCGUACAGAUAAGUCUUUCCUAUGCUGAUCUCAUUUCCCUUGGAUAAAUUCCCAGGAGUGGGAUGGCUAGGUCAUAUGGUAGGUCUAUAUUCUGAUUUAUGAGGUAUAUCCAUACUGUCUUCCACAGUGGCUGUAUCCCUUUACAUUCCCACCAACAAUAGACUAGGGUUCUUAUAUCCCCACAUCCUCACCAGCAUUUGUUGUUUCUUGAUUUCUGUAUGAAAGCCAUUCUAACAGGAGUGAGGUCUUUUCUUCAAUUUGUUAACAUGAUGUAUCACAUUGAUUUGCAAAUCCUACUUGGUCUGAGUGAAUGAUCUUUCUGAUGUGUUGUUGGAUUUGAUUGGCUAAUAUUUUGUUGAGGAUUUUUGCAUUUAUGUUCAUCAGGGAACUUGGUAUGUAGUUGUCUUUCUCUGUUGUAUCAUUUUCAGGUUUAGGAAUUAAGGUGAUGCUGGCUUCAUAGAAGGAGUUUGGGAAGAUUCCCUCCCCUUCAAGUUGUUUCAAAUAAUUUGAAAAGAAUUGGAGUUAGUUCUUUUUUUUUUUUUUUUUUUUUUUUUGGUUAGUUGGGACAAUGGUAUAUCCAUUUUAUUUAUUUUUUCAAAAACUCAGCUCUUCAUUUCACUGAUCUUUUGUACUUUUUUGUUUAAAUUUUGCUGAUUCUUCUCUAAUUUUAAUUAUUUCUUUCCUCCUACUAGUUUUGGGUUUGGUUUGAUGUUUUUGUAAAUCCUUGAGAUGCACUGACAGCUCAUUUAUUUGGUGCCUUUGCAGUUUCUUCUUGUAGGUACUAAUUGCUAUAAACUUUCCUCUUAUCAUUGCGUUUGCUGUAUCUUAUA